GUCUAGGUGGCGCCUGUCUGUCAGAUCAGCUGAUCACCUUCGCGCAAGGACCAAAACAGCUAACGCUAGCUUAACGUAGCCGGUGGUGAAAACUAUGACAGGAUAUGACCAUUUAAUCGUACAUGACAAGAUCCUGGCUUUGGUGAGGAACUGAGAGGCACCAAUCAGUCUGAAAGCUUUAACUGCAGACUAACUAUGCCUUAUCUCUGAGGAUGGGAGGAAGUGGAUCCAAAGCCAAAGGUGUGUGGCCUUUCUCAGGCAGUGGAGCUGGGAGUGAUUCAUCCAGUGAUGGCAACGAGCAGUCUUUGGCCCGUCUCAAAGGUUCCAGGAAUGCAACGCCGUUUGUUUUUACCAGGAGGAGCUCUUUGUACUAUGACGAGGACGGAGACCUUGCCCAUGAAUUCUAUGAAGAGACGGUGGUGACAAAAAAUGGCAGAAAAAAGUCCAAGUUGAAGAGGAUUCAGAAAAAUCUGAUUCCACAGGGAAUUGUGAAGCUCGACCACCCCUGUAUUCAUGUAGAUUUCCCAAUCGUCCUCUGUGAGGUGUGAAAGAUGCACAGGACUGAUUUAUUAUGAAGUGCAGCCACCGGUGCUCGUUUCGACCGAAAAAUUGUUCCAGUCUCCAAGCGUUGUGGUCAAGAGUGGAACUGUGGUCUGGAGAGCAAAAGGAAAAUUCAAACUGUUAUAUUAAACUGAUAUAUUGAAUGAAAUGUUAUACAUUUGAAUUCAACUAUAGUCAGAGGGUGCCCUGUUCACAAAAAUCCAUAUUUUGAUAUUCAGAAAGUAGUGAUGGUGCAGGUUGUGUUUCCACUACCCAGCUGAGAUGUAAGCAGUCUGAGAGGAUACAUCAGAUGACGUAUUUCUCUUGUGAGUUUUUUGCAGGGAAAAACAUCCUUGAUGCGAAAAGGCUUGAAUUGUUUAUGCCUUCUGUGAGACGUAGUGUGAAACUGUAUGCGUCCUCGUGUGUGUACAUGUGUGCACGUAGGUUUGUUGGGGUGAAUGUGCGUGAGGGGGAUUGAAGAUGCAGUUACAGGGUAGAGUAAUGAAGGACUGUGAAAUUUAUCGUGUAUAUAUGGUCAUUUUCUGUGUUGUUACGUCUGAGUCUGUCUCAGUUACCGAAGCUCAGACCUGCACUAGUGAACAUAAUGUACUGUAAAUAAUUACAGUUUUCUUUAGUUGGAAAUACUUGAAUAAAUGGUUUACUGAGCUGAAUAUCUUGAGUCAAGAAAUUUUCUGGUAAGUUCAUUAUGGCCUCCUAUUACCGCUGUUAUGUCCAAGCAGUAUCUGUGCGGUAUCUGUCCCAUACACAACU
This is a messenger RNA of Chelmon rostratus (copperband butterflyfish), 1311 nucleotides long. It is a transcript of the gene tusc2a, whose product is annotated as tumor suppressor 2, mitochondrial calcium regulator a. Gene Ontology annotation, biological process: regulation of mitochondrial membrane potential; inflammatory response. Gene Ontology annotation, cellular component: mitochondrion. The transcript has 4 exons. The record is from RefSeq and is a predicted model, not a curated record. Bases 213 to 548 code for a protein of 111 amino acids. Lineage: Eukaryota; Metazoa; Chordata; Actinopteri; Chaetodontiformes; Chaetodontidae.